AUUGUUCACAUGUGUUCGUUCGUAAGGAUGGGUAUAAAAAACCUCUCCAACCAAAUUACGAAGGACCAUUUGAAUUAUCGAGGAUUCCAACUAACUUUCCUAUAAAUACGCAAGAAAUAAACAAAAUUUUCACAUUAAACAGCUGUUCUUCAAUCGAACAACAACUGCGAAAUAAUUCCUCUACUACUAAAAAUGCUAACAACAUUGAGAGACGAAUUUACUCAAAUUAAAAUAACAAUUGAUCCACAAAGUUCAGUCUCUGUUUUUCCGGAAUUUAUUUUCGAAAACCAGCCGACUCAACUAUCAUUAUACACUCCGAACAGAAUUUUCCCACUAUAUCGGUUGUGUGAUAAAACUAUUAAAAUACGUGGAACUAUCUUUACGUGGCAAUUCUACACGUCAGAUACUUCACACAUAAUUCUAGGUUCCGAUUUUCUUCAAAGAUUCGGAUAUAUUAACUAAGGAACUACAAAGUACACUGAAUAAUCACUGUACGAAUAAAUCACUCUACUAGUUUGUUCAUACGAACUACUAGAUUUGAAUUAAAUUCGAUCAACCCUUCACUGACUUGGCCUAUAAAUACGGCAUACGCCCUACAAAAUUUUAUCAGUCUAAUAACGAUCUUUAUUCCUUAAACAUCGUAAAAAAUAAAAAAAGUAAAAUGACUUCAGUUCAACAACUUUUGCAACAAAUUGCAAACGGUAUUACUGAACUCAAACAAGAUGUUACCGCCAUCCAGCGAACUUUAGUUCGUAUGGAAGCCGGCACUAUGCAGCCGCCCUGCCGUACAAGACGUCGUUCCGCAUCUCGAGCCACGCAGACUUGGCCUGGACAACAACAACAACCAAAUCAACAGGCCCACCGCUUUGCCCCGUAUCAAAGUGGCCCUUCAAAUCAGCCAGUACCAUCGUCGUCUCGAAAUUCAUCCUCCGUCGCAAUGCAAGCUCAGCCAGUACCAUCGUCGUCUCGAAAUUCAUCAUCCGUUGCAAUACAAGCUGCUGGUCCCGCCGAAAUUCGUCUAUCCAAUAUGCGCCGUGUUUUGAACAAGGCAGCCGACACACCAAUACCCAGAACCAUUUGCAUAAACCACAAAAGGUUUGGAAAGGCAACAGACAUCCGGCGAUGCCCCGAUUGGUGCACUAUGCGCAAUCCAGCUCCCGCAAAUCCACCGAUGGACAAUGAACUGGACAUAUCUGAUGCGGAAAACUUACCACCACCAUUGUUACCCGAACCAAUGGAACGAAAUGCCAUUCCAACUGCCGAAGAAAUGAGUUUGGAACUCGAAAAUGAACUAUUAAAUCUUUCAGAAUAGGAGGGGAGGUAUUGUGGUGGCGAUCAUAGAUUGCCUUUAAAUUGUAAUUAACAGAGUAACCUCCGAACUUAGUUAUAAAUACCCUGUACGACUGUGAAAUAAAUUCAUUCCAGUUUUGGAUAUAGACGAGUGAACAACGCGUUUCUCUUCCUCCACAGUUUUUAUUUAUUUUUAACAGCAUUCCAUAUCACUGAUGUAUAUAGUGGAUUAUAUAAUUAUACACAGAUGUAAACAAAAUGAUUUUGUGGUAUUUUCUUGGC
Messenger RNA from Bradysia coprophila, 1572 nucleotides. RefSeq lists its product as uncharacterized. The record is from RefSeq and is a predicted model, not a curated record. NCBI's taxonomy places the organism in Eukaryota, Metazoa, Arthropoda, Insecta, Diptera, Sciaridae.